Molecule: messenger RNA, 554 nt
Organism: Gryllus bimaculatus (two-spotted cricket)
Lineage: Eukaryota; Metazoa; Arthropoda; Insecta; Orthoptera; Gryllidae
Source: the annotation of a GenBank genome assembly
CCGCGCCAAGCGAGCGCGGCACGCGGAGGCUGAAUCCAUUGCGGCCGAAUGAGGAAGCGCCGCCCGCGCCUGGGGUCGAACUCAUGGUCCUCGAAUUCGACCGCACCGGGCGAGGGAGUGCGUGGCUGGGGAAUGUUCACUGCGAGAAGUGGACGAUGACGAGAUGCGGGAAGUAAUCCCAGUUCUAAUUGGUUACAAUUUGACGGGAUAAAUGAAGAAUGAGGCCAAUGUGGGGGCGGGUGGCGCGACGUCACGGGGCAGACGCCUCGUCCAGAGGCGAGAGGCGAGGCGAGUGUGCCCGCCUUCCCAUCGCGGCCGAGCGGCGCGGCGCGGCGCUGUACCGCGGCGAAGUCGCGUCUAUUGGACGCUUCCUCAUUACGGCGCUGGCGGCGAGCCGAGCGCCGCACCGCCGCCGACGCAGCCCACGGCCCACGGACCUCCGCUCGGCCUCCACCACCGCCGCCCUCGGACGAGGCGCGCCAAUCCACAUCGCAUUGCUAUUCCACUGUCGUAAUGCCAACCCGUUUCAAGGAGCUGGACGAGGACUUUUGUAG